AUUAAUAAGAUGUCGGGAGAACAGGAGGCAGCACCAUCCACCAGCCAUCAACCUGUCAGGUGGUUGAAGAGAGACAGUGAUGGAAAUGUUGUCUAUGACAGACCAAGGUCAUCCCGAAACCAAAUGGCUAGUCACAGCUACAGUCGUAAGGCUGGUGCUCAUCCUAGAAUGUUGGACAGCAGCGUUGAGCUAACCAACUACUGUCCUCCUGACACUGUUGAGACUUUCCUUGAAGAGCUAAACCACUCACAGGGUGAUGACUUGGAUGAUCAGGAAACGGCACCAGCACCACCACGGGCCUCUUCAGACUGGUCUACUCGAAAAAGUCUCCUCUCAGAGAGGUGGGAGAAAGAAAGAGCCUGUCUGGUGAAUACCAUGGUAGCACAACAAAAUGUGACAACUCAGAUCUGCCAACAAUGUGGCAUCAGUCCAGCUGCUGUCCGUUGUCGUGACUGCAGACCACAACCAUUUUUCUGUGCUGAUUGUGAUGUCAGUAUACACCGAAACCACGUAUUCCACAACAGGGAUGCAACAAUAGCUGGAUUCUUUCAGCCAUUGCCUCCAACAACCUGUGUCGUGGAGAGGGCUCUUUCCCAGUGUGUGUGUAUUGUGCCGUUGGAGAUGCCCAAAAAAAUAUGUAGUUGUUCUCCAGGAUCGUUGAGUGUCAACACAGGAAAAGUUGUUGCUGUGGUUACAAUGAAUGGUAAGAAUAAGAUGAACUUAAGGGAACAUUCCAGAUCAAGUGGCUCUAGUGUCCAUAUCACAUUCUGGGCAAAGUGCCCAUAGGGACCUGGGUUGGACUUUAACCUGAUUCCACCCCAUAGGGCUCUCCCACUUGCUUCCUGACACUUUCCAUUGUCCUAUUUGAAUAAAAAAAAACUGCUUAUUUAUUUCUAUUCAAACGUUCCCUAUAGUGGUCUGCGCUGGGCAGGAUUUUCAGUCCUGCA
Molecule: messenger RNA, 947 nt
Organism: Cyprinus carpio (common carp)
Lineage: Eukaryota; Metazoa; Chordata; Actinopteri; Cypriniformes; Cyprinidae
Exons: 4
Coding region: 10-786 (258 amino acids)
Source: RefSeq, a predicted model, not a curated record